Mauremys reevesii (Reeves's turtle) is the source of this 2392-nucleotide messenger RNA. Its product is annotated as TNFAIP3-interacting protein 3-like. Gene Ontology annotation, biological process: cellular response to lipopolysaccharide; regulation of transcription by RNA polymerase II. The transcript has 7 exons. The record is from RefSeq and is a predicted model, not a curated record. Lineage: Eukaryota; Metazoa; Chordata; Testudines; Geoemydidae. The coding region runs from base 528 to 1625 and encodes 365 amino acids.
ACAUAGUCAUAGUUCAAUCAGAUAACCUGCAAAGCCAGUUUGACGUUAACACACUGAGAAUUACUGUACAGGAUGACAGUGGGUAGGGCGUGCUCAUUAGCCGUGACCUGUUGGAUCCCACUCACCGCUCCACUCGCAAACCUUCCAAGGGACAGUUUCUGGUGACACAUUGUUGUGUGCGAGGGCCGAGGGGUGGCCCUGGGAGAUGUGAGGACUCAGCAGCUUGCAGAAUGAGGCCUGCAGGAGCGAAUCUAGGCUCAUAGUGUCUCAGUCUCACACACUUCUCUCUAGCUGAAUUCCCCUUCAAAACCCCUUUUCAAUGAAGUUGUUUAUGCAAAUCUAACAUAUGCAAAUGCCACUUACCAAGAACUUCCCCAAUUUGUGUGUGAAAUCAAUGUAACCUACUACUCUGAGCCCUCCUCAGUAUGUGACUGUGUUCUAGUGCACAAGGAAUGCAUCAGAGAGAACUUGUUCUCUAGCUGGAGGCUUUGAGGAGCCUGCUAAGCUAGGGUGGGUCACAGUCCCCUAUGUUGACACCCAGGGAGGGCGACCCACGAGUGCUCAGUGAGCCUGUCAUCUCCAACCAGCACGACUCGGAGGAGAUCGUCACCUACAUCUCAGAGAGCAUGACGGUGACCUCGGCUGACGAGGAGAAGCUGCUGCUGCUCAACAAGAACACGGAGCUGCGGCGCAUCAACAAGGAGCUCAUGAAGCUAAAUCAGGAGUGGGACCAAAUUUACCAUACCACUACCCUGGGGCUGCAGCAGAAGAUGGGGGCCCUGCAGCAGGAGGUGGUUAUCCUCAAGCAGCAGACGGAGAGGCUCUCCAUGAAGCUUGAGCACGAACAGAACAAGAGGGAGUACUACGAACAAACCCUCAUCCAGGAGCUCAAGAAGAACCAGCAUUUACAGGAGUACGUGAGGCAGCUAGAAGGCAGACAGCACCACGGCAGGGAGAAGAGGACCUCGGCUGGCUCUGAGGUAUUGGCAUCUGUGCCCUGGGAGGAAUUUGUAGAUGCCCAGUUCCCACUUCCCAGGAAGAACUUGAAGGAGAAUUCACCCAAAAAGCACGAAGAAGCCAGUCAGAAAGUGCAAGGGGGUGAGACCUACAAGCCCAGGAAGUGCAAGCACUUGGCCCAGGUGAAUAAUAGCUCGGAUCCUGGGAAAGAGGUGACUGACCUGAAGGACCAGCUGGAGGCCUUGAAAUGCCAGACAGAAAUUUAUGAGGCGGAUUACAGGACGGAACAUAAGGACCGGGAGCGAAUCAAAGCAGAGAAUGAGAAGCUACGGAAGAAGGAGGAGGAGAUGAGGCAGCAGAUGGCACUUCUACAAGAGCAACUUAAGAUCUUUGAGGAUGACUUCAGGAAGGAGCGGUCGGACAAGCAGCUGCUUCAGCGCCUCCUGAAGAGCAAGGCCAGCCCCAAGGAGCCCAUCCUUGUUCAUCGCUGCAACAGCCAGGAGAGGCCAGUGGUACCUGCCUCACCUGCGCACUCCACUUCCUCCACAUCCAAGCGAGGCAACUGCAGCAAGCACUGUGAGAAGCACAGCCACAAGCAGGGGGAGUGUGCCAAGCACCACUCGCGGGAUGCUGAGGUGCAGGCAUCCCCAUUCAGCAGAGACUACUAGGAAGAAGAGACAUACAUCUUCCAGGCAGUACUUCUUAAGCUAACGUACAUGGUCUCUCCAGCAGCCAUUUGCUGCUGGGUGCAUGUCUCCAGCCACAGGAACCAGCACUGCUCUUCUGCAGAGGCCAUCAGGAGAUGCUUUCAACACCAUAGAUGCUUUCAGCAGCCACGCCUUCCAUUGGUUAUAGCUCAGACCAAUCAGGGCUUGAGGUUUCGGCAGCCCCGUAGAGCAGAAGCCCAAGUUAAUUUACUUGCUUCCUCCCUAUUUUUCUCCAAGCUACUGAAAUAAGAAUGGAAGGUUUGUACCUGGAUUGGAGCUCAUCUCUUAGAGCCAUCCAAGCAGCUUCACCUUGCUCCCGGGCAUCACCUGCUUAAAUCCACCUUGCAAGUAAUUCUGGGGCAGGGAAAGCAGCACCUGUGUUGCCCCCCACAUCAAGAAGAGUGUUGAGAACAAAAGGCCCUUGGACACUGUGGGAGUGAUUUUAGUGUCUGAAAAGGGCUCACCCCACCCCAUCCCACCUUGAGUCCUUAACUGUAAGUCAUCCUAUAUUCUAGCAGUGCCUCCCAGUGCAGCUGCUGCUCCAGCAAAGAGUUUCUCAGUGCUUUAUUCAGUUUCUCACGGGAUUUCAGCAGCUCCCCACUGCAGCCUUAAACUCAGCCAGCAAGGACUGGGGACAACUGUUACCUUUAUUUAUUUUAACCAAUCUCCUGGAUCCCAUAGAGUUGGUACUUUAUAUAAGUGAUUUAAAAUAAAUACAAAUGCCUUCA